Scleropages formosus (Asian bonytongue) is the source of this 2288-nucleotide messenger RNA. RefSeq names its product tubulin alpha 5 (gene tuba5). Gene Ontology annotation, biological process: microtubule-based process. Gene Ontology annotation, cellular component: microtubule. Gene Ontology annotation, molecular function: structural constituent of cytoskeleton; GTP binding. The transcript has 5 exons. The record is from RefSeq and is a predicted model, not a curated record. Lineage: Eukaryota; Metazoa; Chordata; Actinopteri; Osteoglossiformes; Osteoglossidae. Bases 109 to 1458 code for a protein of 449 amino acids.
UGUGUUGGCGGGGACCCGUCGCGCGUCUCGAGUCAACGGUGCAGAAAGUAGCAAAAGUACCGCGAGAUCGUCAGCUUUAUCGUCAUAGUCACAUCUUCAUCUAACAACAUGCGUGAGUGCAUCUCCAUCCACGUGGGCCAGGCCGGAGUGCAGAUUGGCAAUGCAUGCUGGGAGCUGUACUGCCUGGAGCAUGGCAUCCAGCCUGAUGGCAGCAUGCCAAGUGACAAGACCAUUGGUGGCGGGGAUGAUUCCUUUAACACUUUCUUCAGUGAAACAGGCUCAGGGAAACAUGUCCCACGGGCUGUAUUUGUGGAUCUAGAGCCAGCUGUCAUUGAUGAGGUCAGGACUGGCAUGUAUCGGCAACUGUUUCACCCUGAGCAGCUCAUCUCCGGGAAAGAAGACGCGGCCAACAAUUACGCUCGUGGUCACUACACCGUGGGCAAGGAGAUCAUUGACACGGUUUUGGAGCGUAUCCGCAAACUGACUGAUCAGUGCACAGGUCUGCAGGGGUUCCUCAUCUUCCAUAGCUUUGGUGGUGGCACUGGCUCAGGAUUCACCUCUCUGCUGAUGGAGCGCCUCUCUGUCGACUAUGGCAAGAAGUCCAAACUUGAGUUUGCCAUCUACCCAGCUCCCCAGGUGUCCACUGCUGUUGUGGAGCCCUACAACUCUAUCCUGACCACUCACACCACCCUGGAGCACUCAGACUGCGCUUUCAUGGUGGACAACGAGGCCAUAUAUGACAUCUGUCAUCGCAACCUUGAUAUUGAGCGGCCCACCUACACCAACCUCAACAGACUCAUCGGCCAGAUUGUGUCCUCCAUCACUGCCUCUCUGCGCUUCGAUGGAGCUCUGAAUGUGGACCUCACCGAAUUUCAGACCAACUUGGUGCCCUACCCUCGCAUCCACUUUCCUUUGGUCACCUACUCACCCAUCAUAUCUGCUGAGAAGGCCUACCACGAGCAGCUGUCUGUUGCAGAGAUCACAAGUGCCUGCUUUGAGCCUUCCAACCAGAUGGUGAAGUGCGACCCACGCCAUGGAAAGUACAUGGCCUGCUGCAUGCUGUACCGUGGUGACGUCGUGCCCAAGGAUGUGAAUGCUGCCAUCGCCAACAUAAAGACAAAGCGUUCCAUACAGUUUGUGGAUUGGUGCCCCACUGGUUUCAAGGUGGGCAUCAACUACCAACCCCCCACUGUGGUUCCUGGUGGUGACCUGGCCAAGGUGCAAAGGGCUGUGUGCAUGCUCAGCAAUACCACUGCUAUCGCUGAGGCCUGGGCCAGACUGGACCACAAGUUUGACCUGAUGUAUGCCAAGAGGGCCUUUGUCCACUGGUACGUGGGAGAGGGCAUGGAGGAGGGCGAGUUCUCUGAGGCAAGGGAGGACCUGGCAGCCUUGGAGAAGGAUUAUGAGGAGGUGGGCACUGAAUCUGGGGAGGGGGAGGAAGAGGGAGAGGAGUACUGAGUACGGCUGGCCAGAGAAAAGCCUUUUGUCUGUGGGUCAGCAGUUAAACCCACAGACUGUAUAGGCAUUUCAAUGUCCUAAGUAUUCAGUCUUCAUUUUAGUUUUAAACCAAAAAUUAAUCUGUCUGGUGUAUUUCUGCACAUAAAAUGUUCCCUUUAUGUCUGUAAUUCAAACAGUAAAAUAAGUUGGUUUUAAAUAACUGUUUGGUCGUUAACUGAAAUUCAUUUUUAGUCAACUGUAACAGAUCACAAUGUACUGUACAUCUUGUCUUUAACUGGAAUGUCAAGUUAGUACUCAAGUAACUAUCUGAAUACUAAAAAGAGACAUUCAGAAUUUUUUUGGCUUUAUAAAUAUUUCAGUUCUGCUGAACUAAUUUGAUUAUAUUUAUGAAGGGAACAUAUUAGCACAGAUACACCUGCAAGCUGUCAAAGUGGUUUUAGUUUUCAGUCACUUUGAAACAUGGAAUUCUCAGCUUUUCUCUUCCAUGGAUUAUGCUGUCUACUGAAACUAAAUUUCAGUUUUGCUCUGCAGGGGAGAAAAACCAUUAUAGCCUGUAAUGACCAGAAAUGCCCACCCUUGCUCCUUAGUGUACGCCCAGUACUUGUUGAGACCAUAGUUCUGUUAUCAUGCGGUGUCUUAGCUCUUUUGUCAUGUCCUUUUGUGGUGAAAAAGCAAACUGUUCUUCAUCUCAACUACUUCCCGCACUUCAGAACAACUACUUGUUGCUUUGGUUGCUAUUCAUAACUCAGCAGUGUACUUUGCAGGGUUGACUUUCUGUAUACUUUGUCUGAAGGCUUUCCAACUUCUGAAUAAAAUUCUGUUCACAACUG